Molecule: messenger RNA, 579 nt
Organism: Lachancea lanzarotensis
Lineage: Eukaryota; Fungi; Ascomycota; Saccharomycetes; Saccharomycetales; Saccharomycetaceae
Product: LALA0S06e04632g1_1
Exons: 1
Coding region: 1-579 (192 amino acids)
Source: RefSeq, a predicted model, not a curated record
AUGAGACGUACUACUAGAACUGAUCCAAAGAAGAGACACUCCAUGAUUGUGGAUACUUCUGGAAUUUCGUCGUUUGCUGGCUUUUCGUCAUUUUAUGGAUCAAAAACCAGUAACAGAUCGAUGGAAAACGUUACAACAGACAAGAAAAACGGUGCCACAGAGCGUGCAGAGCGUUCAGAGCGUGGGAAACGCAAAAACUCGAGCCUCAAACGCAGCACGGUGCUGUUGGACGACAACAUGGUCCGGGAAUACAAUUUGGCCGUGCAGACCCUGGCACACGAGCCUCUGGAUCUUCGUAGCUCACCACAACUGCGAAAGACACCGCAAAGGACCCACCAGAGCACGCUUUCGGCAUCGUCGAGCAUGUCGUCACUUUUCUCGCGCGAUAGUGCGAUGUCGGUGCAAGACCUGAUGUUCGAGGACUAUUCAUCGGUGAGCGAAUCGGUAGAGUGUAUGCAAAAGGGCUUUUUCACCGAACCACAAGGAAAUCAAGCUUUGAACCUGGACUUAGGUGGCUGGGACAACGACAACGACGAGGAUAUGACCCCUAGUCGAAGAACGCAACUGGACUUUUUUUGA